UAAUAAUAAGCAACUUGAGCUGCUACAGGAACUGCCUAAUAAGAAAUCUAAGCGCUGUGGCCUUAAUAGGGUGGAGACUUUGAACCCCUCCUCUGCUUCGAAGGAAACGUAAUUUAACACUGCAAUCAGCACUGGAAUGCCAAGCAUUGCGCAGGACUGUGAUCAUCGAUCCAGUUCAUUGAUAUUAUACAUAAAAUAACGGACGGGUGAGAGUGUUCCGUUGUGAUUGUGGUAGAAGACUGACUUAAUUGAAUAACAAUGCACAAUUCCAACAGUUCACCAAUUAUCACACAAUGGCAAUGCCAUCCACUGCCAAUCGUAAUCUGGUGACAUUAUGUAAAGUAGAUCAAUUGAAGAGGGUUCUACACACUUUGCUUACCACUCGCAAUCCCCCUGUUCACUGUACUGCAUAUCUUCAACCAUUGCACAACUGUAUUACCAACAAUGUGCUUUUACAAGGUAAAAAAUUCCACAAUCUGGGCGAUCAGAGGGGAUUUGGGUUUGUUCCGCGCACGUUUUCUCAAAACAACCUUAUCAACAUGUAUGUCAUGUGUGGUAUUUUGUCAGAUGCUCGUAAAGUCUUUGAUGAGAUAACAGAACGAGAUGUCUCUUCAUGGAAUAUCAUAAUUGCAGCUUACAGAAGACACGGUUAUCCUCUCGAUGCAUUGACACUGUUUCAUCGAAUGGAACAAACAGGUGUCCAACCCGAUCAGUUUACCUUUGCCAGCAUACUCCCAGCCUGUGCCAAACUUGGAGAUUUGGAAGAGGGUAUGGACAUCCAUAUCAGCAUAAUGGAAAGGGGAAUUUCGUCAGAUGUAGUUGCUAAUGCCCUGGUAGAUAUGUAUGCAAAAUGUGGGAGCAUACAUAAAGCACGCGAACUGUUUGAUAAAAUGCCUCAAAAAAAUGUGGUUUCGUGGACUGCGAUGGUUGCAGGAUAUGCACAAAAUGGUGUUCUUGACGAGGCAAUGAGAAUUUUUAAAGAAAUGCCACAAAGAAAUGUGGUUUCUUGGAAUGCCAUGAUUGCAGGGUAUGAACAAAACGGGUUUGCUGAGAAAGCCUUGGAAACUUUUAAGCAAAUGCGAUUGGCGGGUGUAAAGCCAGACUCCAUGACAUUUCCGAGCGUUCUCACAGCCUGUGCCAAAAUACGAGCUGUAGAUCAGGGUAUGAACACUCAUCAAAACAUAGUCGAACAUGGAUUUUUGUCAGAUGUUGUAGUUGCGAAUGCCCUGAUAGACAUGUAUGCUAAAUGUGGACGUAUAGACAAGGCCUGUCAACUGUUUGAUAAAAUGCCUCAAAGAGAUGUGGUCUCAUGGAAUGCAAUGGUUUCAGUAUAUGCACAUAAUGGAUUCUUUUAUGGGGUUUUGGGAACUUUCAAGCAAAUGCAAUUCUUUGGUUUAAAGCUAGCCUCCUCAACCUUUGCAAGCAUCCUCCCAGCCUGUGCCAAAAUGGGAGCUUUAGAACAAGGUAUGAACAUUCAUCAAAGAAUAAUGGAAGGGGGAUUUAUGUUGGAUGUUGUUGUUGCAAAUGCCUUGGUAGACAUGUAUGCAAAAUGUGGAAGCAUACACAAGGCACGAGAACUGUUUGACAAAAUGCCUCAAAAAACUGUGGUCUCUUGGACUGCAAUGGUUGCAGGAUAUGCGCAAGAAGGUGUUCUGGACGAGGCAUUAAGACUUUUCAAAGAAAUGCCUCAAAGAAAUGUAGUCUCGUGGAAUGCAAUAAUUGCAGGAUAUGCACAAAAUGGGUUUGUUGAAGAUGCCUUGGAAACUUUCAAGGAAAUGCAAUUGGCAGGUGUAAAGCCUGAUUCCACAACCUUUGCCAGCGUUCUCCCAGCUUGUGCCAAAAUGGGAGCUUUGGAACAGGGUAUGGGCAUACAUCAGAACAUAAUCAAAGGUGGAUUUUGUUCAGAUGUUGUAGUUGCAAGUGCCCUGGUAGAUAUGUAUGCAAAAUGUGGUAGCAUAUACAAGGCACACGAAGUGUUUAACAAAAUACCUCAAAGAAAUGUAAUCUCAUGGAAUGCUAUGAUUGCAGGAUAUGCACAAAAUGGUUUUUGCAAGGAUGCUCUCGUACUUUUUGAACGGAUGAAGCACUCCGAAGCAUGCCCUGAUCAUGUAAGCUUUGCUUGUGUUUUAUUAGCAUGCAGCCAUGCAGGUUUACUGGAAGAGGGCUGUACAUAUUUUAAUGGAUUGAGUGACUCUUGUUGCACUGAACCUACAAUUGGUCAUUAUGUGUGCAUGGUUGACCUUAUUGCCCGUGCUGGCUAUCUUGAGGAAACUCUAAACUUCAUCAUCAAAAUGCCAAUUAAACCUGUGGUGGUUGUGUGGAUGUGUUUGCUAGGUGCCUGUAGACCACAUAAGAAUAUAAAGCUAGGAGUGUUUACAGCAGCUCUUCUUUUUGAGAUGGAUCCAAAAAAUGUUGCAACUUAUGUUCUUCUGUCCAACAUCUAUGCAGAAGUGGGCUGGUGGGGUGAGGUUCAACUGGUAAGGAGAUUGAUGAAAGAUAGAGGAGUUAAUAAGAAACCUGGAUGUAGUUGGAUUGAAGACCAUAAAAUGGUACAUACAUUUUGUAUGGGAGACAGAUCGCACCCACAAACACAGGAGAUCUAUGCAAAGUUAGAGAAAUUGUCUUGGGAGAUGAAGGCUGCAGGGUAUUUACCAGAUUCAAGACUUGUGCUGAAUGAUGUGGAGGAGGAGGAAAAACAAUCAUUCCUCUGCCACCAUAGUGAGAAGUUAGCAAUUGCAUUUGGAUUGUUGAACACCCCCCCUGGUACAACUAUUAGAGUUGUCAAGAACCUUAGAGUAUGCAUUGACUGUCACACUGCAACCAAGUUUAUCUCCAAGAUUGUUGGAAGACAAAUUGUUUUGAGAGAUGUAAACCGGUUCCAUCAUUUCAAACAAGGACAAUGUUCUUGUGGAGAUUAUUGGUGAUGCUAAGUGAAGUACUCUGUAAACUAAGGCUUACACUUUAAUGAAGUGCACCGAGUCAGACAUGCAACAACAAAGAAGAGAGCAGGAUUUAUUUCCAAUUUCUGAGUUUUUCUUUCUUCAGUGUUUGGAGAUUAGAGCACACUGUUGUCUUCAUAAAAUCAAAUGUGACUUCAUAAAACCAAAAAUAUGCAUCACUGCCUCUAUAUAUACAUACAGGGUAUUUGUUAAAGCCAUUUUUUAUGCUACCUUGAAGGUGCAAUGAAAAUGAACUGUUUCAGAAAACAUGCCCAUGUCUCGAAUGAAAAGUUGGAGGAAGAGGGAGAAAAUGGAAAUAAGCAAAAGGAGAGGAAUACUCGAGGGAAAUGUAAAUAUGCUUGGCCAACAGGACAUUUGAGCGAAAGGCUUACAAUCGAUACACUGGUUAGAGUUGAUUGGAAGCAUAUGCUCUUUUAUCAGGAUUAAUUGAAUUAUGUUGUGUCUAUGUCAGGUUUGCAAUCUGGGAUUAAAUUUGCAUAUAUCAGAUUUGAAGAACUUGACGAGAGAAACACUUAGUGUGGAUACAUCAUAACAUCGUUAAAUUUGGUUCUUUCUUUGUGUACUACAAAGCCAAUAAAUGUUAGUAAUCAACACAUAAAGUAAGUCCAGAGAUAU
Molecule: messenger RNA, 3575 nt
Organism: Cryptomeria japonica (Japanese cedar)
Lineage: Eukaryota; Viridiplantae; Streptophyta; Pinopsida; Cupressales; Cupressaceae
Product: pentatricopeptide repeat-containing protein At2g13600
Exons: 2
Coding region: 294-2924 (876 amino acids)
Biological process (GO): RNA modification
Molecular function (GO): zinc ion binding; RNA binding; protein binding
Source: RefSeq, a predicted model, not a curated record